AAGACGUUUGAUUUUUUGCAAACAAUAAAUGUCUAACAUGGGUAACUUAAUCUUUAUUGUUUCGAUACUCCUAGCAUUCGUUAGCCAAUGUAUUGGGCUUGUUUAUACUCCGAUUAUAAACACAACCCGCGGACCUGUCCAGGGUGAAGUAUUGAAGACGGUAUGGAACGGAAUAGAGUACUGUUCGUUCAAAGGAAUCCGUUAUGCAGAGCCAGCGAUUGGAAAACUCAGGUUUCGGGCUCCAGAACCAGUAAAACCAUGGACUAGCGUACUGGAUGCUACUAAAGAGGGUAGCGUAUGCCCUCAAAUAUUUGGGGAUGAUACGUACAUAGGAGACGAAGACUGUCUGCAUCUGAGUGUAUUCACUCCAAAGUUGGACUUCCAUGAGGACAUGGCCUUACUGCCCGUCAUGGUCUGGAUUUACGGUGGAUCGUUCGUUAAAGGUUUCGUGAACACGACUCAGUUCGGACCCGAUUUCUUCAUAGAGCAAAAGGUUAUUGUUGUCAGCAUUAGUUAUCGCCUGGGAGCUUUAGGAUUUCUAUAUCUGAACAAUCCAAGUGCACCGGGCAACGCUGGAAUGAAGGAUCAAGCAAUGGGGCUGCAAUGGGUGCAGGACAAUAUCGCCAUGUUCGGAGGCGAUAAAUCUCAAGUAACACUGUUUGGACAAAGUGCUGGCGGCUCGUCUGUGUUACUUCAUCAUUUAUCCGAUAAAUCGAAAGAUCUAUUUACCCGGUCCAUCACUCAAAGUGGGACUCCGCUGUAUCUUCUAUUCUCUACACCGAUCGAAGCUCUUGCGUCUGCUCAUCAUCUAGCGCUAAAUCUUGGUGUUGAUGAUUUCAACACGAAUAGACUGUUCAAAAAACUCGUUAACGUCCCUGCGGAAAAGAUAGUACGUGUGACGAACACUAUGAACUUGCUACCGGCAGUGGUCACGUUGCCUUUUAUGCCAACGAUUGAAAAUCCUAAGAACUGUCCGGAGAAUACGUUCAUUUCGGAAUGCCCCAUAACGUUGGUUAUGACAGGCAAAAUGAAGAAGUGCGAGAAGAUAUUUGGAAUGACGUCCAACGAAGCUCUUGCGUUUACCCCUUCAUUAUUUUUAGUAGCAAAUUACACUGCUGUGCCACGCGAGUUGACCUACAAUCUCAUUAAUGACACUGCUCAGGUCGUAUCAGAUUUGGCCGCCGCCUCAGCUCUCGAUUUGACCGAAAAACUAUUGGAAGCGAAAAAUGGCAAACAUCCCGUUUAUUACUAUUAUUUAACGUACGAGUCGAAGUAUUCACCACACAGAGCCACUGGUGUUCCAAUAAAUGGUACUGCCCACGCUGAUGAUAAUGGAUUUCUAUUCAAUGAAGAUGACAUAAACGCUCCUACCGAUCCGAAUGAUCCAUUUAACGUGUUUCGACACGAAUGUGUCAGUUUGUGGGCGAAUUUCGCCAAAUAUGGAAAUCCCACACCGAAAAAUAACAAUCCCAUCGAUGGCGUGAUUUGGGAACCAGCUGGAAAAAGUGGAAGAAUGCUUAAGAUAAAUGAGACAUUCGAAAUGAUUCCUCGAGUAGCAUCCGGAAAAACUUUGGAUAUUGAAAGGUUGUUGUAUUUCUCGGGGCCAUAUAUAAGUUCUUGCCGUAAAAUUGACUUUUCUGUCUCGUAUAAUAGCAUUUUCCUAUGAAUUUGCAACCGUUUCUCUAAAAAUUAAUAAACUAU
Molecule: messenger RNA, 1701 nt
Organism: Colletes gigas
Lineage: Eukaryota; Metazoa; Arthropoda; Insecta; Hymenoptera; Colletidae
Product: juvenile hormone esterase-like
Exons: 10
Coding region: 29-1666 (545 amino acids)
Source: RefSeq, a predicted model, not a curated record